Oryza brachyantha (malo sina) is the source of this 2441-nucleotide messenger RNA. RefSeq names its product calmodulin calcium-dependent NAD kinase-like. The transcript is spliced from 8 exons. Lineage: Eukaryota; Viridiplantae; Streptophyta; Magnoliopsida; Poales; Poaceae. Bases 353 to 1909 code for a protein of 518 amino acids. The record is from RefSeq and is a predicted model, not a curated record. Gene Ontology annotation, molecular function: kinase activity; ATP binding.
CUCUCUCUCUCUCCCUCUCUCUCUCUCCUGUUACUCACGCUCUAGUCUUCUUCCACGCGCAGCCCAUCGCCAUCGCCAUCGCCGUAGUCAUCGCCGCGGCGCGCGCCCGUGGCUGACUUCCUUCCGGGGAGGAGGAGCUGGACCACGCCACAACUCGUGCGUGGACGAGGCCGGACCACCGGACAAACGGCCACGCUCCGGCUCCAUCCGAAGCCUCGCCUCCCAUCCCCCCACCCAACACCCGCGCUGCGCGCGCGCGCGCGACUCUGAGGAGGCACGUGUGGUGGGUUGUUAUAAAGGGAAGGGCCCCCGAUGCCGCACGGCGUCGUGCUCGGUCGCUGGCUCGUAGCGGAUGGGCUUGCAGCUUGAUCGCCUCGCCGAGUCGCCGUCGCCGUCGCCGUGGUCGCCGCCGCCCCCCGAGUUGCUCCGCUGCGCCGUCGACGCUGCCGAGGAGGAGGGAGGGAGGGCGGGCAUGAGGGAGUACGGCCCCGCGGCGGCGCCGCGGCUGCUGGUGACCGACGCCGGUCGCGUCCAGGAGAUGGAGAGGUUCUCGCAUUACGUCGCUAGGCAAAUUGGGUUUGACCAUGUGGAUGAAUGCCCCCACCUCUGUACACUAGCUUAUGAUUAUCUGAGGAAGAACAAGGGCUAUGAAGAAAAUAUAUUUGCAUUCUUCCAGAACAACGCGGAUCCCGAGACUCUGAUUGUAAAGUUCAUCGAGGAACUCGACAAAUGUAUACUUGGCUACUUCUCCUUCCAUUGGAACUAUGCAACCUAUAUAAUUUCCCAGGUUUUGACGGUGGAAGGUGCUCCUAAAAGAAAGCUCAGGAACAUGGUAUUAGAGGCCACUAGGAAGCAGAGAUUUGAGAGGGUUACAAGAAACUUGAAGGUGACCAGACUAUUCUCUACAUUGGUGGAGGAGCUGAAGGCCAUAGGACUAUCUUCCCAUGUUGAGACACCACGGAGUGAUGUGAUGGUCCCAGCAGCACAUUGUGAUCGCAGCCCAGUCCUACUCUUGAUGGGCGGUGGGAUGGGAGCUGGCAAGAGCACUGUGCUAAAGGAUAUCCUCAAGGAAGCAUUCUGGUCCGGAGCAGCUGCAAAUGCGGUGGUUGUGGAGGCUGAUGCAUUUAAGGAAACUGAUGUUAUCUAUCGAGCCAUCAGCUCAAGGGGCCACCACAAUGACAUGCUGCAGACUGCGGAACUGGUGCAUCAGUCAUCAAUGGAUGCAGCCUCAUCACUCCUGGUGACUGCCCUCAACGAAGGGAGGGAUGUAAUCAUGGACGGCACCCUGUCGUGGGAGCCAUUUGUCCAGCAGACGAUCACCAUGGCCAGGGCUGUGCACCGGCAAAGGUACCGGAUGGGUGUUGGCUACAAGGUCACCGAGGACGGGUCAAUCACCGAGGAGUACUGGGAGCCAGUUGAGGACUCAAGUACAGAUGAAGAAGGUGAGACGAGAGUAAGGAAGCCAUAUCGCAUCGAGCUUGUCGGUGUGGUCUGUGAUGCCUAUCUUGCCGUUGUCAGGGGAAUCAGGAGAGCUGUGAUCACCGGGAGGGCAGUGAGGGUGAAGUCCCAGCUGAAGUCCCACAAGCGGUUCGCCACCGCGUUCCACAGCUACUGCAACCUCGUCGACAACGCGAGGCUCUACAGCACCAACUCCACGGGCGCCGCCAAGCUGAUAGGAUGGAAGGACGGCGAGAGCAACCUACUGGUGGACCCCGACGAGAUCGGCUGCUUGGAGAGGGUGAGCAGCCUGGACGACGAGGCCGACUGCGUCCACGAGAUCUACCCGGGCGGCUCGGCGGAGGCGGCCUGGGAGGCCCUGGUCACGUCGCCGUCGAGGGCGCCGGCGCAGCGGGAGAUCAAGGCCGCGGUCCAGACGAGCGAGGCGCGCUUCCGGACCGUGCCCUCGUAGCUGCGUUCACGGUUUCAGGCUGUCUUUUUUUUUUCUCUCUAUAUCUAUUUCUUUUCCUUUUUGACACGAUGUCACGUAUAGGAUUCGGUGGUGAAAUGGUGAUGUGGCGUGGCUGCCAAAUGGCGUGUGUUGUACUUGUAUCAACUGAUCUUUGUCACCGUCACCACCCGGCGUAUGUUUGGCUUUUCCGCCGGAUGGGCUUGAAUCAAAGGGAUCGAGCUCGUCGAAGUCUUGUGUUGUAUGAUCGAUGUAUCAGUUGUACCACUACUAGACAAGAAACAUUACACAGUUUCAGGGUCACUACUACAGCGAAACACUGAUGAAACUCGUAUUCAACAGCACUUGCCAUUGAAACACUGACGGGGCCAUUCCUAGUAAAAGGUUUUAUUUUUAUAUCUCUAGAAGUGCCACGUAAGCAAUAAAUCAUUUAGUCGAUGGUUCAAAUAGCAUAUAUAACACAUUGUUUAUUUUUGUUCUUUUGUAGAUAAAUAUGUAAGAGAUAAGCUGCAUUGAAAAGAGAUGUUUGUUUACC